Molecule: messenger RNA, 1506 nt
Organism: Trypanosoma conorhini
Lineage: Eukaryota; Euglenozoa; Kinetoplastea; Trypanosomatida; Trypanosomatidae
Product: DNA repair and transcription factor protein
Exons: 1
Coding region: 1-1506 (501 amino acids)
Biological process (GO): nucleotide-excision repair
Cellular component (GO): transcription factor TFIIH core complex; transcription factor TFIIH holo complex
Molecular function (GO): double-stranded DNA binding; ATPase activator activity
Source: RefSeq, a predicted model, not a curated record
AUGAAGGCUUCCUACUUUGAUCAGGUGUUGUGCUACCCGGAGCGUGAGGCCCUGAUGACGCAGUGCCCAGCCCUCGCACUCUUCUGCUACCAGGAAUUUGUUGCCGCGGUUCAAGGCGGAAAGCGCGUGACCGACCCCUUAGCUACGAAGGACGAGGUGGCGGUGUUGUUGUCGGCCGCAACAGUCUCUGAGGUUACCGCGAGAGUGUUUGCGGAGGCGGAGGAAGCUGCACCGCUCCAUCCCUUUUGGCGCACGCUCCGAGUGGCCUUAGAGUGUGCGUGGGACCCUGUCCAGAACAGCGAUGGCCAUUGGCGGCUCUACGAGUUAGCAUGGCAAGCUCGCCUUUAUGGAAAGUCAAUGCCGCGAAUGCCGCUUGCUCAAGUCUCUUUGCAAAACACCUUGGAGGCAAGUCGGAAUGUGCUUCGCAUGACGACAGCCUGCGCCCUCGCGGGAUCUAUUGACCCGUGUGGAGAGAAGCGUGGACAGCCCAUUGCGGCCAUGUUGCAGUAUUCCCGUCUCGUUCCUCCGUUGUCUGAAGCGAACGAGAUUACCUCGGAGGGGUUGAGCUUUUGCAUGCAGCCCUUACAACAGCAAUGGUGGACGUUGGUUUCUGUGGUCCUAGAACGCGUAUUGGUAUUAACAAGUAACAAGGGGGUAACGCGUUCCGAGCUAUGGCAAUUGUUAGCUAUUUUGUUUGCCCUUGACACAAGUCAAUUUGUCUACAUGUUUCCCGAAAAAGAAAAGGACUUAGCCGCCUUUCAACUUUUGGCACGUCUUUCGGAGGUGGGGCUUGUGUACCCGCUACUUUCGGAUGGUCUUCGUUGCUUUGCGUUGUCACCUCACUUUCACCAUGCACUUUGCUGGAGCUCCACGGCUCCGCUCUGCACGGCUGCGCUACUUGGUGGCGAAGGAACCUCGUCUCAUCGCGUCCGUCGCGAGGAUGAGGACACAAUUAUCACCGAGACCAACUUUCGCCUCUACGCCUAUACGAAAAAUUUGGAUCUUUUGAAUAUUCUCAAUCAAUUUGCGGAGAAGGAGGCCGAAGUGGAUCAGAUGAUUGUAUGUUAUCGAGUUACGCGGAGAACCUUUGCAGCGGCUUUAAAACGUGGUAUUGGUGCCUCGCACAUCUUGCAGUUUCUUGCGGUGAAGGCGCAUCCGUCCAUGUUGAAGCAUUAUGGGGACGGUGAGUCCAAGGAGGCGACAAACUCGGCUCUCUCGGGAGCUGGGAAACGCUUUAGAAAUGCCUCCGAUAUCCGUAUUGAAGGGGUCAUUCCACAGUCGUUCUGCGACCAACUAAUGACGUGGGAAAAAGAGUGUCGGCGGCUUAUUUUUAGGCGCGACCUUGUACUGCUCCGAAAUGUCAGUAGGCCUCAGCGGGAGGUGUUAUUGAACGCACUUUCCUUGGGUGGGGAGAGACAGGCCGUGGUGCACCAGGAAAAUGGUUAUUUGGUAGUUCAACGUGACGCGUAUGAGCGUGUGCUGGCACCACUUAUUCCCACAGAGUAG